CAUCUUGUUUCUACCAUGGAACUAUGAUACUAGAUAUAUCUAGAUCUAGUAGUAUAGUUCCAUAGUUUCACUUUCAGAUUUCUUAUACUACUAUAGAAUAGAUUAGUAUAGAUUCUAGACUCUAUAGAGGGGAGAUAUAUAUAUAUACUAAAUUUAUUAUAGGUCUUGAGCUAGCCUAGUCUAGUUUCUGAGAUUUAAGUAAGUUAACUAUUCUAACUAUACUAUUGGUUUCAGUCUCUAGAUCUAGAUCUAUAUAGGUCUAUAAUAUAGAAUCUAGUCUAGAUCUAUCUUUUGGACUUUUGUUGGCUCUGCUGUCCUGCAGUGUACGGACAUUCCAGCAGGCGACUUUUAGAGAGGUCUUAAUCUACUAGAAUCUACAUUGAGUUGACAUUCCAAUUUGAAAGUUUUCAUGGCCUCUUCCUAUCCAGCAGAUUGUAGGCCUACUGAUGAUCUUAUUGGGCUUACCUUAGACUUUGAGAAAUUAAUCUUAUCAAAGGAAGAUGCUGCAUCAAAAAAGUGGAGUGACAUAGGGAAAAGUAAUGUAGAGUAUGUCAUUAGCCAUCAUGAAACAAAUACUAAGUCUUCAACAACACAAGAAAAUACUGCCAGAACUACUUCUAAAAGUGAGCUUAGAGGAUAUCAGAAAGAGUUGGCAGAAUAUGCCUUAACUGGCAAAAAUACAUUAAUUUGUGCUCCCACUGGAUCAGGGAAAACCAAAGUGGCAAUUCAUAUAAUUAAUGAACACUUAAAGAAUCAUGAAGGAGGGACAAGGAAAGUUGCAUUUUUGGCUAGAACAGUACCACUUUUGAUGCAACAACACAAAAUGUUGUGCCAGGAGCUCCCAGAGGAAUAUAAAAUUACCUCUAUAUGUGGCAGAAAUAAAAGUAGUAUAAAACUUCAUCUACUUGUUCCUGAGUAUGAUGUCAUUGUUAUGACUCCUAUGAUAUUGUACAACUCACUGAAAGAGAAAUUCCUUGAGCAUCUUGGUGUUUUCUCUCUGAUUGUCUUUGAUGAAUGUCAUCAUACUCAUAAAGGGGAACCCUACAAUUUACUGAUGUUGAACUAUUUGGAAACAAAAAGUAGAAAUGAUGAAAGCAUAAGAUUACCUCAGAUUGUUGGUUUGACUGCUUCAGUUGGUGUGGAGAAAGCCCAAAAAGUGGAAGAUGCUGUGAAACCUAUCUUUGAUCUCUGUGGAAAUUUGGAUGUUGAAAAUAUUUCCAUUGUGGAAAAGUUUAAAGAUGAAUUGGAAAGUUAUUUGCCAAAUUUGAAUGAAAAAUCCAAACAAUUAAGAGAACAAUAUCAAACUGAAAUAGCCCAAAAAAUCACAGGUGUGAUGAUAAAAAUGGAAAAUGAAUUAAAAAAGCUUGCAAAAGAAAUAAGCAAUGAUGAACUGAAAAAUCUGGUGUCUAAAAUUCCUGAUACAAAGAGAAAAUGUCUAGAAUAUAGACAGUGGGCUGAAAGUGUCAAGAGAGAGGCCAGAUCAGAAAUCAUUGAUAGCUCAACUCAUCUCUGUGUCAGAACAAUAAUCAUUAUUGUCAAUUAUUUAAUAGUUUAUAAUUGUGCCCUAGAUACACUAGAUCUGGUUGAACUUAAAGAUGUUAUGCAGCAUUUGAAAACCAACAUUGAUUAUACUGUCAAAGUGGAUGAAUAUACUUUAAAUCAGGAAAAAACAUUUUAUAAUUAUUUUCAAGAGCUGGAUGAGUUUGUAUCAAGAAAAGCAGUGGAAGAAAAUAGAAAUCUGAUUACUCUAAAUGAUAUAUUGAAAGAAAAUCUCAAGGAAGAAUCUCAAAAAGGCAUCAUCUUUGUCAAGACAAGGCUUUUAACAGAAGCACUUGCUUCAUGGUUGAAUAGAAAUGAAUGGGCUGCUUCACCCUUUACCAGCGCUAACAAUACUUUAGGUCUUGGUAUGUCUCAGCAGCAACAAGAGAGUAUUUUAGAAGCUUUUAGAAAUGGAGAGAAAAGAAUUUUGGUUGCUACAUCAGUGGCAGAAGAGGGCCUGGAUAUCCCAGAAUGCAACUUAGUUGUAAAAUAUAAUCAUGUUGGCAAUGAAAUUACUACUGUGCAAACCAGAGGACGUGCCAGAGCAAAAGAUGGUGUCUCUGUUCUGCUGGCUAUGGAUGAAAUACUAAAAAAGGAAAUACAAAAUCGUCAUAAAAUGACCUUAAUGCAUGAUGCCCUAAAGUCUCUGCGGAAUUGGAGCCCCUCUGAAUGGACAAGUAAAAUGAAAAUUUACCAAGCAAGUACAUUAAAAGAUGCCAAAGAGAAGGAGAAAACAGAAAAUGAAAGAAAACGAAAACUUGUACAUACUGACUUUACAAUGGUUUGUCAUUUAUGCAGAAAGUUUCAAGUCCACAGUUCCAAAAUUAAAUUAAUUAAUAAAACUUGCUUAGCAGCUUUAGACAGUUCGCUACUUUCACAAGUCUGGAUGUUUGCAAGUGCAAAAGGAAUUGAAGAGUUUGAUGAAAUAGAAUAUGUUGCAGACGCUAGAUGCUUAUGUGAGCCCCAGCCAGGCAAGAAAUGCAGAGCUUUUUUGGGAAGAAUUGUUAGAUGCUGCAAUAAUCCUGUCCUUGCUCUUAAAGUAAAGAACUUUGAAUUCAAAACUAAACCUAAUGCUCGACCUCAGAAAUUCAAUCAAUUGAAAAAAGUCCCAUUUUUCGUUGAUGACAUUACACAUGAAGAUAUACAAAGAUAUAUUUUUGAAGAUUCAUCAAUGGAUAUAAAUGAGGAAGUCCAUGCUAAUGAAACACAUGGUAAUGUUCCUAGAAAUAGCUCAAGUAAAAGAGAUCACUCUUUAGAAGCCCGAGAAACAGACAAGAGACAGAAAUUAGAACCAAAUACCCAAGAGGAAAAUAGUUUGGAGGAUGUAUUCAAUAAUAUUGAUGCUAUUCUAGAAAACGAAUAGUAUAAUGGCAUUUCAUUUGUGCUUUGAAUCCUAAAAUGAGAUUUUAAAACAUGUUUUAUUAUUUGCUUUAUUUUUUUUACUCUUUUACAGUGAAAGAGAUAUUAUAAAUGAUUGAUUGAUUGAUAUUAAAAAUCUUUUUCAUGUGAUGCCCUCUCUCAUUAUAAAUAUUUUUUUUGUAGUAGAAACCAUACAGAUAGCUCUAUAUAUAAUUAAAAUGAAAUUGUUAACUCAAUAACCAAAAAAAUCAAUAGAAAAACAAAAUAUCAGAGAAGAAUGGAGCCUAUUAUACUCUUUUGUCAUUUUUAUGCUUUAACAUUACUACCGCAAAUAAAUGACAAAGCAGAAGAAAUCCAACCUCCUUCUUCUGUCAUUCUCAUUCAUAGAGCUCUCAGGAUUAUAUCCUGAUGAAGACUGGACUUUAAACUGCAGCAUUUUUUGACACCCUUUCAUCCACACAGCUCUAAUGUAUAGCUAACAGUUAAGUGGAGAAAGUAAAGGUGUACUUUUAUUUAAUUACUUAUCUCACAUAAGUAAAACUUUAAAGGCAACAAAAAAAAGGAUAAAAACAGAUUUUUUUUUUUAUUUAAAAAAUAUGUCGAAUUAUUUGAACUAGAAUCAUCCCUGCUUUGAUGACUCAGAUGAAAACAAAAUCUUUUAACAUGUAACAAUCAAGAGGAAAGACAAUUAUUAGCAGAUAAUUAUUUAAUAAUCAAAUAUAUCUUUCAAAUGUUGUUGACUCAAAGGAAGAAAAAUAACCAUGUGAGUAUUAUAAGGGAUUAGUAUUAUGUACUCAUGGGUAUACCACCACUAAUAAUAAUCUGUUCUUCUUUGGAGAUUCCCAUCUCCUUGGAUAACUAUAAAUAGCUGGCAUUUUUUUCUAUCCAGUAUAAAGAGUAUAGGAUAUUUUUGUAUAUAUUUAAAAGGUUUACCAUACUUUAUUUAUUUUUUUACACUUUUUUAGCAUUGUAAAAUCAAAACUGUAAGCUCUUUUGCUUAAAGCACAAUCUGUUAUUACUUAUUUUUAAAAAAUUAUCUUUCAUUAUGUUGUCCUUGACAUUGUUUAGUUUUCUAUUUAUUUCAAGAUCUCUUCAAAUCUACCUCUUUUAAUUUCUUGUUUUCCUUUAGGUUUUCUUAUAUUGCCUCCACAUCACUUUCUCUUCUUUUUCUAUGUUUCUGUAUCUUUUUU
Biomphalaria glabrata is the source of this 4088-nucleotide messenger RNA. Its product is annotated as antiviral innate immune response receptor RIG-I-like. Bases 410 to 2902 code for a protein of 830 amino acids. Lineage: Eukaryota; Metazoa; Mollusca; Gastropoda; Planorbidae. The transcript has 17 exons. Gene Ontology annotation, cellular component: cytoplasm. The record is from RefSeq and is a predicted model, not a curated record. Gene Ontology annotation, molecular function: nucleic acid binding; ATP binding.